Messenger RNA from Sinocyclocheilus grahami, 975 nucleotides. Its product is annotated as N-acetylglucosamine-6-sulfatase-like. The record is from RefSeq and is a predicted model, not a curated record. The transcript has 10 exons. Gene Ontology annotation, molecular function: N-acetylglucosamine-6-sulfatase activity; glycosaminoglycan binding. The annotation marks the transcript as partial. NCBI's taxonomy places the organism in Eukaryota, Metazoa, Chordata, Actinopteri, Cypriniformes, Cyprinidae.
UAUGGAAGUAAAGACGCAGGCGGUGUGGGUCAUGUGCCUCCUGGCUGGGACCAAUGGCAUGCACUGGUGGGAAACUCUAAAUAUUACAAUUACACACUGUCUGUGAAUGGAAAAGAGGAAAAACAUGGAGACAACUACGAGAAGGACUAUCUCACAGAUCUGGUUUUGAACCGCUCGCUGCAUUUCCUGGAGGAGCGGAGCCCCAAUCACCCGUUCUUCAUGAUGUUGUGUCCGCCGUCUCCUCAUUCGCCGUGGACGGCCGCCCCUCAGUAUCAGCAGUCCUUCAGCGACGUCAGAGCUCCACGAAACGGCAGCUUCAACAUGCCUGGAAAGGACAAACAUUGGUUACUACGGCAGCCUGCGAAUCCAAUGCCAAACAGCUCCGUUGAGUACCUCGACAACGCUUACCGCGGGAGGUGGCAGACGCUUCUGUCAGUGGACGAUAUGGUGGAGCAGCUGAUUAAGAAACUGGAUUCAAUAAAGGAGUUGAGCAACACGUACAUCUUCUACACGUCUGAUCACGGCUAUCACACCGGCCAGUUCUCAUUGCCCAUUGACAAGAGACAGCUGUACGAGUUUGAUAUUCGCAUCCCUCUUGUAGUUCGGGGUCCAGGAAUCAAACCUAAACAAACACUUCAGUCUCCAGUGCUGAAUAUAGAUCUUUCGAUGACUAUCCUGGACAUCGCAGGAGUAAAUCUCUCCACCGUCAACAUGGACGGACAGUCUUUCCUGCCACAGAUGGCACCAUCGUUGCGUAACGGCACCGAACGGCCCUUCUUCCUGGUUGAGUACACCGGUGAGGGACAUUCCUCUGAAGAUCCCAGCUGCCCUAAACUCGGCCCUGGACUAGCUGAGUGCUUCCCAGACUGCGUAUGCGAAGACGCCUUCAACAACACGUACGCCUGCGUCAGAGCUCUGAAGGAUGCAAACCUGCAGUACUGCGAAUUCGCAGACAACGAGUCGUUCGUAGAGGUG